Molecule: messenger RNA, 605 nt
Organism: Pangasianodon hypophthalmus (striped catfish)
Lineage: Eukaryota; Metazoa; Chordata; Actinopteri; Siluriformes; Pangasiidae
Gene: dpy30
Product: dpy-30 histone methyltransferase complex regulatory subunit
Exons: 5
Coding region: 67-462 (131 amino acids)
Cellular component (GO): Set1C/COMPASS complex
Source: RefSeq, a predicted model, not a curated record
GGCCAUGUCUAGAAGGUGACCUUAGUGUCGCGUCAAAUCUCGCGAGAGGUCCGAGUUGCGGUUGAAAUGAACGCCUCGCUCCGAGUCCUUUCGCAAAUCUCGCGAGAUUACAUUGUAGCCGUAAACCCGAGGGCCAGCGCUACGCAAGAUCACACAGAUGCGGAUCAGAGCAUGGAAGGACACACUCCUGUCGCAGAAAAUCCCCACGCAGAGUACGGCCUCACGGAAAACAUCCAGAGAAUAGUGGAGAGCGAGAAGGCCAACGCUGACAAAGUGCCCAAACAGAAGGUGGAUCUCCAGACGCUACAGACUCUCCCGACGCGAGCGUAUCUGGAUCAGACGGUGGUGCCCAUUCUGCUCCAGGGCCUCUCCGUGCUCGCCAAGGAACGGCCUCCAAAUCCGAUCGAGUUUUUAGCGACAUUCCUCCUGAAGAACAAGUCGCAGUUUGAGGACCGGAGUUAAGCUGAAGGAUCGAUGAAGCCUCUGAUCGAAACGCAACCUUGUCACUUGUUCAAAUGUUUGCCGACUGUUAGUUUUUUUUUGUUUGUUUGUUUGUUAGUUUUUUUUUUUAACACUUGAUUAAAAAUGUUACAGCAGAAACACGA